Molecule: messenger RNA, 1086 nt
Organism: Colletotrichum lupini
Lineage: Eukaryota; Fungi; Ascomycota; Sordariomycetes; Glomerellales; Glomerellaceae
Product: tetratricopeptide
Exons: 2
Coding region: 1-1086 (361 amino acids)
Molecular function (GO): protein binding
Source: RefSeq, a predicted model, not a curated record
AUGAGUAGGCCUGCAGGCGAAACGGAAGACAACUUCUCGGCCGAGAGAGACAGUCCCAAAUCCUCAGUGUUCUUGUUACUGAGGCUCAAGGUGAGCGAGGUGAGCAAGGUGAAGAAGGUGAAGAAGGUGAAGAAGGUGAAGAAGCACGUGAUGGCGCGCCCGGACCCGAUAAGGACGACCUCCAGAGAAGUGUCCUCUAAUUCCAUGUGCCAAAGGCUCGGCCAGCCACCUUGGACCCCCGGAUCGACAGCUGGCAAUAAACCACCAUCUCGAAGCAACCCUCGCAACAACACCUCGUUCGCGAUCGCAGCCCUCCUCACAUCCGUCACUCCCUACCACUUCACGAUACCCGGACGCGGCCACCCGAAUACUCCCAGUACCACAGGCACAACUGACGAACCCGCGCGACCUUGCGACGACACAGACAAACCAAUCCAACAUCACCACGUCUACACAACCACACAACUACCGCCCAACAUGACAGACCUCACGCACUUCGACCUCCUCCCCCUUCAACUAGACCCCCAAUCCAAAUCUCUCUCCUCAACCUCCUCCUCGCGCGCCCUCGCCGCCGAGCUCUCCCAACUAAACGCCCUCCACCGCUCCCUCAUCACCUCCGACACAACAACCCAGCACGGCGUGCCCCCGCCGCCCAUGCCCGUGAACCCCAAACGCUCCGCCCAAGUCGCCAAGCUCCGCGACAGCGGCAACGCAGAGUUCCACAAGAAGAAGUACGGCGACGCCAUCAAGUUCUACACUCUGGGCCUGCAAAUGGCCCUCACCCGUCCGCUCUGGGAACCCUCUCAGCUCGUCCGCGAGGAGGUUUCGGGUUUGUACGCCAACAGGGCGCAGGCGCACAUGGCGCUGCAGCAGUGGGCAGAGGGGUCUGUUGACGCCGAGGCUAGCGUCGAGGCGCGCAAGGUCGGCAACGCAAAGGCGUGGUGGCGCCGUGGAAAGUGUCUGAUGGAGAUGGGCAGGUUGGAGGAGGCGAGGGAGUGGGUUGGCAAGGCUCUUGAGUAUGAGGGCGAGGAGGGCGAGCUCGUUGCGCAGUACAAGGAGAUUGAGGCCCGUUUGGAGAAGGCGUAA